AUUCCAACAAAAACUUCUGUUGACGAGCCCAGUGCCUCCGUCGCCGGCACCGUUCUUCCAUCGUCGGCUAACCUCCCGUCGCCCUCAAUCGUCGGAAAACAAGUAAGUUUAUUUUUUCCGGCCAGUUUUCCAGUUUUCCGGCAAGUUUUCCAGUUUUCCGGCGAAAAACAGGGCGGGCCGAAAAAAAACUGCAGCCUAUACGCCGCCGAGCCGAAAAAAAUUUUCGGCCGGUGCGACGGCCUGCCGAAAAAUUCUUUCGCCCCGGCGACGCCGCGGCCGCAAAUUUUUUUCGGCCGGUCGCCGACCUCGCCGCCCAAAAAAUUUCCGGCGGCGUGUUCGUCGGCCGGCCGAAAAAAAUUUGCGGCCGUGGCGUCGCCGGGCCGAAAGAAAUUUUCGGCCGGCCGUCGCACCGGCCGAAAAAUUCUUUCGGCCCGGCGACGCCACGGCCGCAAAUUUUUUUCGGCCGGCCGACGCUCCGGCCGCAAAUUGUUUUCGGCCCGGCGGCGCACCGGCCGCAAAAUUCUUUCGGCCCGGCCAGUUUUUGUAUUUAAUUUAAUUUAAUACGAUAAUUAAUUAAUAAAUAAAUAAAUACUUAAUUAGUUAGUAGAAAUUAGCAAUUAGUGUUAAUAUUUAUUUCAGUUGGUUCAUAAAUGUUUUUUUUUGUAAUAGGCGUUUGAAUGUUUAAUUACUUAGAUUAGUUAAUGGAAUUUUAAUUAAUUAAGAAUUGAUUUAACAAUUAAUGUUAAUAUUCAGUACAUUAGUUAAUAGAAAUUUAAUUAAUUUGUGAUUAAUUAACAAUUGAUGUUAAUAUUACAUUAGUUAAUAGAAAAUUAAUUAAUUAGUGCGCAUCUAAGUAUGAUAUUUUGUAAAUUUGUAGAUAAUUAGAUAUGGAUGAUGCGGGUCAUGCGGGUGGGGAUGAGUUGAAUAGAUUCAAUGGUAGGGUUGUUGAUGUAUCAGCACGAAGGAAGAAUAAGGAGAAUAAGCGCUCUCGAGAUAUUGGACAUCAGUCACAGGCAAAUUUAGGGGAGGAUGAGUUAGAGGCUCCUACUGUAGUUGCUCGUUCGGCAUCACGAGCGUCUGGUUCCCAUGGGAGGAACCAGGGUGCUGCAUCCAGAGUGGUCUCGGCUGAGUUUGAUGAGGACGAUAGUGAUGAGGAUAUCGAGGUCCCUCCACCUACGCGUGGACAUGGACGAGUGUCGUCUCGUACGGCAACAUCACGUCCUGCUAUGUAUAGGGACCGAGCUGGGCGCUUCGUACCACCUGCUCGUCAGGAGACAGAGAGCUCGGGGACUGGACGGAGUAGGGGAGGACGUUCGAGUGGUCCUCCACCGUGGGAGCUUGUUGGUGAGUGUCCUGGUGGACCUACGGAUCCUAGCCUCAUUAGGAGCUUUCGUGGACACGUUGCCUAUGCGCUUUGGACGGGGGCUGGAGAUCGAGGGGUCAUCAGUUGCUACAGCCGUACAUCGGCGGUUGCUUAUUUGAGUAGCUACGUGUUUAGUCAUGUUGAGGCGGAGAAUCUGGUUCAGCAGUCAGGUCUCCAGCACCUGAUGUACUCUAUGUUCCGCAGGAUAGCGAUUGACGAUGCUUUGAUCUCAGCUUUUGUGGAGAGGUGGCAGCCAGACACGAACACCUUCCACUUGCCUUUUGGAGAGAUGACGAUCCUCCUCCACGAUGUUCAGUACUUACUGCAGAUUCCUGUUGAGGGACGACUGAUGAGUAGGAGUUCUGCGCAGCUUGACCAUCCGGAGGCGGGUUUGUGUGCGCUUCUUGGGAUGAACUCGGAGCAGUUGAGUGGUCGUACGGAGGUCCCUGGAUAUAAUAAUAGGGGUAAGUGGUACGAGAAGGGUGGUUUUCUUGCAGAGAUGGCGUCCAGAUACUUGCAGAGCCACGGGACACAUGUGACAGAGGCGCAGUCGUACUUGUUGUUGUUGUUGGGGUCCACUUUGUUUGUGGACAAGAGUAGAGACAGGGUUCGGUCGGUGGUGAACCUAUUUUUGGACGAGUUGGAGGAGUUAGAUCAGUAUAGUUGGGCGUCAGGUACACUUGCUUGGUUGUACAGAUACCUUGGUCAGGCGUCUCGUGCUGGUGCCAGGGGGAUGGCUGGUUGUCUCACACUUCUGCAGUGUUGGAUCUACGAGUACUUUCCGGGUUUCAGGCCAUCUCACUUCGAGCCUGCCGCCGUUGGACCUGAUGAUGCUUGGGCUUCACGAUGGAUUGGGCAGCCGGCACCUGGUUCUGUGGCGGAUCCCAGUGUGAGGUUGGCGUUCUACCGUCGAGCUCUUGACAGCUUGACCCCUUCUGAUGUGUUUUGGACACCUUUCCAUCAGAGGCCUCAUCAGGCAGUGCGUCGCUCUUUGUACACUGGAGUCAUCCGGUUCGCUGACAUAGGCGAGUUCUAUGAUCCAGCCCGUUGCCUCCGACAGUUUGGAUAUGUUCAGAUGGUACCGCCUGCCCCUUCGCGUCCUCAGCGAGCAGACCGACCAGAGGCACCUGGUGGAUAUGUCAUUCGGAUUCCUGAGAGUUUUGAUGCUGCAUGGGAAUGUUGAUGCUUAAUAAUUGCACAUGCAAUGUUGAAAUUCUUCUUCACUGGAGUAACCCCAAUAAUCUCAACCCAUGGCCAGCCGUACCUGUUGGUCUUGUAGGUCGAGUCAAUGAGGAUGACGUACGGCCAUGCAUGCAACAUCUGAAUGGACGUCGGGUGCGCAAAAAACAGAUUAGUGAGCACAUUAUUAGAGUCCUUUUGCAAACAGAUAUGGUACCCACGAUGUUCAGCUCCGUGAAGCGCAAACUGUAUCGCAUCCAUUUCACCCAUCUCAUCCAAUCUUGUCUUGGAAUUUAUGUUGUACAUCUGUUUGAUAUCAUGAUGCACACCCCCUUCAGUAUUGAGUGUCGUCUUCUGCUGAUUUGGUCUCACCCCCGCCUUCCUCAUUAAUCUUAACCUCUCUUUUUCAGCCUCACUAAACUGUUUGUUGUGUCGGUGAUGUUCUGGAUACAACACCUUUUCAUGGUUGUGAAACCCUCUAUUAGCUCCGGUUUCACGACUUGUCACUCCCACCAUGACCCAUGUGUUUGGACCAUCCUUUUGCCAUACUUCCUUUAUACAUAUCUGAAACUGGCAACCAGUACCCUUCGAACUAAUAUUCUCACGCGUCUCCUUCGUAGGGUCUGGUUUAUAAGACUUAACGAUCCUACUACUUCUGUCGCAAUACAUACAGAGGGCAGUAACAGGAUUCUGUCCAGCAGUAUUCGGUUUCCAUGAUCCUCUAACAAUAAAGAACCCACACUGCUGAGCGAUUGUUCUUGCAGCUAACUCAGCUAACUCCACACUUGCAUAAUGGAUCCCAUUCUCAAAUUCAUGUGUGUAAUCAUGAUCGGCCGGUAACAACUCUGACAUUUUUCCUACAAUUACAAUAUAAUAUAUCAAUAUUCCUGUGAACCUAAACGCUAAUUUCAAUUCUUAACCGCUAAAUUCAACUCCUAAACUCUAAAUUCAAUUCUUACACGCUAAAUUCAACUCCUAAACUCUAAAUUCAACUCCUAAAAUCGAAUUUUUCCGAAAAAUUGCAAAAACAGACUGUGGGCCGAAAAUUUCCGGUGGCCGGAACCUGGCCGGGCCGAAAAUUUCCGGCGGGCGGAACCUGGCCGGGCCGAAAAUUUCCGGUGGCUGGAACCUGGCCGGGCCGAAAAUAUCUUGCGGCUCAGCCUGGUUGCGGCCGCCGGAAUUUUUCGGCUCGGCCAGGUUCCGGCCACCGGAAAUUUUCGGCCCGGCCAGGUUCCGGCCGCCGGAAAUUUUCGGCCCACCGUCUGUUCGUUUCAAAUCGUCGGGAAAAUUGUUCGAAACUACAAAAAAAUUACGCACCUGCUUAGUGAUGAUUCAUUGAUGCGUGUACGCAGUAUAUGUCGAGGAUAGGCUUUCCCGAUGAUUUUCCGGCGACUUUUCCGGCGAGCGUUGAAUUUUUCUGAUUCAAUAUGUUCUCUGAAAGUUGGAUAUGUUGUAGAUUGUGAAACUCCUUACCCUACUAUGUAUAUAUAUACUUUUUUUUUUUUUUUUGUUUGGCAGCAAAUAGCAAUUUGGUUGGCGGCAAAUAGCAAGCCCCUUAAAUAUAGGGCUCAUUGAGGC
Messenger RNA from Linum trigynum, 4120 nucleotides. The record is from the annotation of a GenBank genome assembly. Lineage: Eukaryota; Viridiplantae; Streptophyta; Magnoliopsida; Malpighiales; Linaceae.